AUGUCCGCUAACCCCAUCUACCUUGGUGUCAUUGGCGUUGGAGGUGUUGGCACUGCCUUCCUCUCGCAGCUUGCCCGCCUGCCUAAUGCUCCUCAGCUUGUCCUCCUUGCCCGCUCUUCCCAAACCCUUCUUUCCCCCAGCCCUUCCUACUCGCCGGCCAUCCCCGCCGCCGAUUGGGCUACUGCUUCCGCUACACCCUCCUUGACCAAGAAGGGUGCUCUCCAGGCUGAGGAGAUCGCUACAUACCUUGCCUCCGCCCCUGGUCGCGCUAUCCUGGUCGAUAACACCUCUGACAUCAACCUCGCCCGCCAAUACCCCACAUUUCUCAAGAAGGGCGUGUCAGUCGUGACACCCAAUAAGAAGGGAUUCUCCGAUGACCUUUCCCUCUGGAAGGACAUCUUCGCCUCCGCCACCGAGGGCAAGGCCCUCGUCUAUCACGAGAGCACCGUUGGCGCUGGUCUCCCCGUCCUCUCGACACUCAAGGACCUUGUGGCCACCGGCGACGAGGUCACCCGCAUCGAGGGUGUCUUCUCUGGCACUCUCUCCUUCCUCUUCAACACCUUUGCCCCCGCCUCCGGCUCCUCCAAUGCUCAGUGGAGCACCGUCGUUGCCCAGGCCAAGGAGCUUGGCUAUACCGAGCCCGAUCCCCGUGACGACUUGAACGGCAUGGACGUUGCCCGCAAGCUCACCAUCCUCGCCCGUCUUGCUGGUCUUGAGGUGUCCCGCCCUGACUCCUUCCCCAUUGAGUCUCUCAUUCCCGCUGAGCUUGAGUCCUUACCUUCUUCUGCGGAUGGUAUCACUCAGUUCAUGACCCGUCUUCCUGAGUUCGAUGCCCAGAUGGCCAACAUCAAGGACACUGCUGAGAAGCAGGGCAAGGUUGUCCGCUACGUUGGUAGCAUUGAUGUUGCUGCUAAGGCUGUCAAGGUUGGCUUGCAGUACUUCGAUAAGGACAGCGCUAUUGCUGGUCUUAAGGGCAGUGACAACAUCAUUAGCUUCUACACUAAGCGGUACGGUGCCAACCCCCUGAUUGUCCAGGGUGCCGGUGCCGGUGGUGAUGUUACCGCCAUGGGUGUCUCUGCUGAUCUGCUCAAGGUUGUUGAGCGCCUGCGUUAA
This is a messenger RNA of Penicillium antarcticum, 1113 nucleotides long. Its product is annotated as homoserine dehydrogenase. The transcript has 2 exons. The record is from RefSeq and is a predicted model, not a curated record. Gene Ontology annotation, molecular function: NADP binding; homoserine dehydrogenase activity; aspartate kinase activity. Gene Ontology annotation, biological process: L-homoserine biosynthetic process; aspartate family amino acid biosynthetic process. Lineage: Eukaryota; Fungi; Ascomycota; Eurotiomycetes; Eurotiales; Aspergillaceae. The coding region runs from base 1 to 1113 and encodes 370 amino acids.